This is a messenger RNA of Acinonyx jubatus (cheetah), 2977 nucleotides long. RefSeq names its product glycerol-3-phosphate acyltransferase 3 (gene GPAT3). The record is from RefSeq and is a predicted model, not a curated record. Gene Ontology annotation, biological process: triglyceride biosynthetic process. Gene Ontology annotation, molecular function: glycerol-3-phosphate O-acyltransferase activity. Gene Ontology annotation, cellular component: endoplasmic reticulum. NCBI's taxonomy places the organism in Eukaryota, Metazoa, Chordata, Mammalia, Carnivora, Felidae. The transcript has 13 exons. The coding region runs from base 487 to 1788 and encodes 433 amino acids.
CUGGAAGCUCCCCGUUGGGUGGCGGGGGAGGUGGGGCGCGGGCAGGGCGCAGAAAUAGGGCGCAGGGCGCGGAAGCGCAGCCUGCCCCCGGCACGGUGCUCGGCCUGGGACCCGUUCCGCACGGCUGUGGAAGUGGCCGGUGUGCAGUGGUGCGGUGCGCCCGCAGGGAUCCGCGCUCGGGGAGGGCCUCCGGGAGGGCCUCUGUGAGUCAGCCGUUGAGUCGUCGUAAUCGCCACCCAGAGGAAAUUAGGCACAAGGGUGGGGCGCGUUCCCGACUGCUCUGUCCUGCCCGCGCCGCCGUGUCACUUCGCUCACCCCCCAGCUCCCGUCCUCUGGCCGGCACGACCAGAGGUGAGUGCCAGGAGGCGGCGGCUCUGACUCUCCGGAGCCCGGCUCCGCGCCUCCGCUCCCGGAGCUGCUGCCCCACUGCCUGGGGACAGGGACAGCUGUCUCCCGUGGACUCCUUCGGAGAGGGUGCGCCGAGCCAUGGAGGGCGCAGAGCUGGCCGGGAAGAUCCUUUCCACCUGGCUGACGCUGGUGAUCUGCCUCAUCCUCCUGCCUUCGGCCUUCGGGGUGUCUUUGGGCAUCUCUGAGAUGUACAUGAAGCUCUUGGUGAAAACUUUAGAGUGGGCCACAAUACGCAUUGAAAAGGGAGUCUCAAAGGAGUCGGUCCUUAAAAACUCAGCUUCUGUUGGUAUUAUCCAAAGAGAUGAGUCACCCAUGGAAAAAGGGCUCUCUGGUCUGCGAGGAAGGGACUUUGAGCUGUCUGACGUGUUUUAUUUCUCCAAGAAGGGCUUGGAAGCCAUUGUGGAAGAUGAAGUGACCCAGAGGUUCUCCUCAGAGGAGCUAGUGUCGUGGAAUCUCCUCACAAGGACCAAUGUAAAUUUCCAUUACAUCAGUCUGCGGCUCACCAUGGUGUGGGUACUGGGCGUCAUAGUACGCUACUGUGUCCUACUACCCCUGAGGGUUACCUUGGCUUUCAUUGGGAUCAGUUUGUUGGUAUUGGGAACUACACUGGUUGGGCAGCUUCCAGAUGGCAGCCUCAAAAACUGGCUGAGUGAACUGGUUCACCUGACUUGCUGCCGGAUCUGUGUGCGAGCCCUCUCUGGUACCAUUCAUUACCAUAACAAACAGUACAGACCCCAGAAGGGAGGCAUUUGUGUUGCCAACCAUACUUCUCCAAUAGAUGUUUUGAUCUUGACAACAGACGGAUGCUAUGCUAUGGUUGGCCAGGUUCACGGUGGAUUGAUGGGAAUUAUUCAGAGAGCCAUGGUGAAGGCUUGUCCGCAUGUCUGGUUUGAACGAUCGGAAAUGAAAGAUCGACACCUGGUCACUAAGCGACUAAAAGAACACAUUGCUGAUAAGAAAAAACUACCCAUAUUAAUCUUUCCUGAAGGGACUUGCAUCAACAAUACUUCAGUCAUGAUGUUUAAAAAGGGAAGCUUUGAAAUUGGAGGAACCAUACAUCCAGUUGCAAUUAAGUAUAACCCUCAGUUUGGGGAUGCAUUUUGGAACAGUAGUAAAUACAACAUGGUGAGCUACCUGCUUCGAAUGAUGACCAGCUGGGCCAUCGUCUGUGACGUGUGGUACAUGCCCCCCAUGACCAGAGAGGAAGGAGAAGAUGCUGUCCAGUUUGCUAACAGGGUUAAGUCUGCUAUUGCUGUGCAAGGAGGAUUGACUGAGCUUCCCUGGGAUGGAGGGCUGAAGAGAGCAAAGGUGAAGGACACCUUUAAGGAAGAGCAGCAGAAGAAUUACAGCAAGAUGAUUGUAGGCAAUGGAUCUCUUUGAAUCAGACUGAAUCCCACCCUGGUGAUAAAAUUUGGCUUACCAGAACUAGCCCCUAGAAAUGGAAUGUGUUGUUUUUGGUGGGGUGAGAGGGAGAGUGGAGUAUUGUUUUGGUUUACUGUUUUUGUUUUUUAAUGUUAAUCUUUUCUAUAGGAUGAAUUGUCUCUACCUCUUUACGCCAGAGGCAGAACUCAUCUGGGGCCCUUUUUGGCUUUUGUUGUCAUAGCAAUAGUCUCAUGAAUUAUAAGGUAGUUUACUGACUUUAAACAGAUUCUGUCUUGUGUAAAAUGAUGAAGUCAUUGUUGAUUGAAUGAAAUAUUUGUACAGGAAAAAGUGCUUCUAAAACACUUUUGGAACUCACUGUGUUUGGAACUUGUUGAUAUGGCAAUUCUCAAAAAAAAUCCCCCAGGCUCUUUUCAUGAUUCGUUUUCUCACUCCUUCUCCCCAUCCCGCCCCUCCGCCAAUCACUUAAACAGCGGGAGUACACAUCAGUUCAAGGUUACUGCCACGGUUGUGUUCCACUGCAAGGUUGAAAAGAAAAAUGAGGAUCGUAUUUAGGAGAAAGGACAGAUUUGUGGCCACUUGAUCUGAAAGUUGAAAGCAAAUGUAAAUAUUUUUUUUACUAGUGUGUUAGAAGAGAAGUAUUACUUGGUGAGCUUUACCAAAGAAAGGUGAAUGCAGGUUACUGUGUGUGUGCAUUUGUAUGUAGGCAAGUUUUGAAUAAACAACUUUUUAGCGGGCCACUGGUGGUAAAGCUUUAAGGUUUCCUUGUGGUUACAGUAGAGAUCUAUACGUAGUGCCUCUCCCAUUUACGGAUUUGUUUCAUUUUGUACUGAAGCAUAUUUUCAAACAGGAGGAGGCUUUAACAACAAAAAAAUCACUUUGUCUUCAGGGGAGGUAUGAAUGAGCCAGGCGUGUAUGCUGCUUCUCACCCUCUACCCCUUUGAGGUUUAUUUCAGGAUGUUCCCAGUUUUUUAAACAGAAGAAUGAGUGGUAAAAUUACCUUUUGGAAACUGAGCCUUAAAUUUUUUUAAGGGGAAGAUAAGUGUUUCCCAAUUUAUUCAGUGUAAACAAUGUUUGAUAGCAAUAAAACACCAUGUUAAACUCUGGGAGUGUUCCAUCUCUUCUGGUAACUGUGUACCGAAUGUGAAACUGUCUUACAGUGAACAUAAAUAAAUUAUAUAUUUCUAAA